Cheilinus undulatus (humphead wrasse) is the source of this 3479-nucleotide messenger RNA. Its product is annotated as toll-like receptor 2 type-2. Gene Ontology annotation, cellular component: membrane. Gene Ontology annotation, biological process: inflammatory response; toll-like receptor signaling pathway; immune response. The transcript has 12 exons. Gene Ontology annotation, molecular function: triacyl lipopeptide binding; transmembrane signaling receptor activity; protein binding. The record is from RefSeq and is a predicted model, not a curated record. NCBI's taxonomy places the organism in Eukaryota, Metazoa, Chordata, Actinopteri, Labriformes, Labridae. Bases 86 to 2548 code for a protein of 820 amino acids.
CAGAGACCAACUUUAUGCCAUGAACAUGUCUUAAAUUAUUGUUGAAUGUUUUCAUCUCUGCAUCUAGAAGCAACUCCAAAACAGUAUGGGGCAGCGAACACACAGUUAUUUUCCCCCUUUCGUCCUCCUUCUCUCACUCUGCUGGGUUCAGAGGUCAGACACUGAUGGAGAGAGAUGGUCUUGUGAACGUUGUGACCAACGGUUCUUCUGUAACUGCUCCUACAGUGGAUUUGUUCAUGUUCCUGUGGUUUCAGACCACGCCUUGACUCUUGAUCUCUCCUUCAACAACAUCACUGAGGUGACUGAUGAUGAUCUGACCGGCCACAGGAAGCUGAGAGCCUUGAGUCUACACGGUAACAGUCUAGCUGUGAUCCAUCCAUCAGCGUUUGAUUCUCUUUGGAGUCUGGAGAAUCUGGAUCUGUCUGAUAAUAACCUGACUGCUCUCAACCAUGAAUGGUUCAACAAGCUCAGUGCUCUGCAGCAGCUCAACCUGCUCAACAACCCCUACAGCUGUCUGGGGUCUCCCCCCGUGUUUCAGAGCCUGGUCAGACUGAGGAGGCUGGCUUUUGGAGGUCCUGCUCUGCUGGAGAUAAAGAGAGGAGAUCUGUCAGGGGUCACAGAGCUGGAGGAGCUCACUCUACAUGCCAAUAACCUUAAAAGGUACGAGUCUGGGGCUCUGGCAGGUAUAUGGCCACUAGGUCAUGUCACUUUGAGCCUCCAGGGUCCAGUUUCAACAGACAGAGCCUUAGCUUCAGCUGUUCUCGCUGAUGUGGCAUACUCAAACACACCCAUCGUUGUGCAAGAGGUCUAUCUGGUUGGGACUGGAUCUGUGGAGCCCCUCACAGAGUUGACUAAGAGGAGAAUCAGGAGCGUUACUCUCAGGAACGUUACCUUAUCAGACGAGGCAGUCGUUGAAGCCCUAUCGAUGACUGCUGGAGUGCCGAUCACUUUCUUUUCUUUAGACGAUGUCAUACUGACCGGUGAAGGCAGGUGGGAGAAGGGCAAUGAAACACAUCUCAGCAGCCUCGAUGAGGUGUUUGUACGACACAUCGUGAUCCUGGAUCUCUUUAAAUUUAUAAAGGUUGCAGAGUACUUCCGUCUGCUGCGCUACCCAACAAAAAUCUCAAUAAUCGACACUGAGACAUUUGUGGUGAACUGCCCCUCGACAUACUUGCUCCUGAACCUGCAGUACGCGGAUCUGUCCGACAACCAUGUGAGCGACCUGGCUCUUCAAGAGUCCCUGUGCCAUGGAGAAAGCCCACUGAAGGACCUGCGAGUUUUAAACAUCAGUGGAAACUUUCUGAGGUCUCUGUCCACAUUGACUCGAAUGGUAUUUAAGCUCACCAAACUGACCCACCUGGACAUCAGCAGGAAUGGAUACAGCUCCAUGCCUCAGAGCUGCUCCUGGCCACACACCCUGAGAUACCUCAACAUCUCUUGGGCUAAACUUACAGAAGUCACCAGCUGUCUACCCACAACCCUGGAGGUGCUGGAUCUGAGCUACAACAGUCUCAAAAACUUCUCCCUGUCCAUGCCUUUUCUGAGAGAGCUCUACCUCUCUGGGAACAAGUUCCUGAGUCUGCCACAUGGACGGCUGUUCCCUAAUCUGGAAACAAUGUCAAUACAGUCAAACACCAUGAACAUGUUUGGGCCUUCAGACCUCCAGUCCUACAGUCGACUCCAGAGCCUCCAGGCGGGUCAGAACAAAUUUGUCUGCUCCUGUGACUUUGUCAGCUUCCUCCAGUCUGCCUUCAAAGAUGCUGGAGAGGUUCAGAUAACAGACAGAGAGGAGAGCUACGUCUGCGACUCCCCUCUGUACCUGCAGGGACGACCAGUUGGUGGAGUCAGUCUCUCUGUUGUUGAAUGCCAUCAGGUUUUGUUCGUGUCUGUGAGCUGUGGUGUAGCACUGUGUGUUGCCCUGCUGGUGAGUAUCCUGCUCUGGCGCCUCCAUGUAUUCUGGUACCUCAAGAUGACUUGUGCAUGGGUAAAGGCGAAGAGGAGCAGUCAACAACGGAGAAAAAGGGAUAGGAUGGAUACAGAAGCAUUGCUGUCCUUUGACGCCUUUGUGUCCUACAGCGAGAGGGAUGCUAGCUGGGUGGAAAACUACUUGGUACCUGAACUGGAGGAGCCAGGAGAGAAUGGUGAGGACUCCUCAAACCCCAGAGGCCCCAGACCUCUGACCCUCUGCCUCCACAAGCGGGACUUCCUCCCCGGACACUGGAUGAUGGACAACAUCAUGAGUGCCAUCGAGCGAAGCCGGCGGACCAUCUUCAUCCUCUCUGAGAAUUUCGUCCAGUCCGACUGGUGCCGCUAUGAGCUGGACUUCUCCCACUUCUGGCUCUUUGAUGGGAAUGCUGGUGAUGAGGCGGCCAUCUUGAUCCUGUUGGAACCGCUGUCCAGAGACAACAUCCCCAAACGCUUCUAUAAACUACACAAACUCAUGAGGUCCACCACCUACCUGGAGUGGCCUCAGGAGGAGGAGAGGGUUGUGGAGUUCUGGGAGAGUCUUCGUAGGGCUCUGAGAGUGGAAGAAGAGGACGAUGACUGAGACAAAGAAACUGGUCAAACUACACAAUCAAAAUAGUUCAGUUUUAAUCAGUUUAAUACAUAUUUCCAUGGUGAUAUAUACUUUCACUUUUGAUUAUUCCUUGAAAUUUUGUUUGUAAAGUUAUUCAAUGCCAUAAAAAUGGUCAUAUCACUCUAAUUGAAAUCCCUUUAGACUGUGUCUUCCCCAGUGUUGUAUACGUAGGAUUAUAGAACACUGGAGAAGACACAGUCUAAACAGACACAACAUUCCCAUAGUCCGUCGGUUUUCUAGAACCCUGCCUUUAACCAGUUGAAACCUGAGGGUUUUGUUAUUGUAUCUGUAAAUUAAAAGAUUGUGGUUAGCGGAAGAGGCAGAACUAAAACCCUCUUAUGUUUGUGUAACACAGAUAAAGAUUGAUUGAUGGAGUAGUUGAAGUCAAUACAUUUGGUCUUUGCUUCAAAUCCAUCAAUCUACUUGCAGUCUUUACUUGUGUAGUGCUAACGUAGGCAGAUUUUCCAUUUGGCCAAAAGUAGGCAAUUAAAGCAAAAAAAAGGAGCACCCUCCAAGCAAAAAACUUCUCAAGGUGCCAGACAAAAAAGACUUACUAGAAAAAGAGAGAGGUGUCAGCACUCAAAAUGUCCUUUUAGGUAGUUUUAUCAAAGGCAAACAAGGCACAACGAACGCGUUUCGACUUACCCCCAAUUUCCAUAUGCAGCGUGUGUGCCGCAGAACGCCGGCGAAUCGUCCUGCAGAGCACUUCACUCCCUCUCUUGUCUAUCAGAGCAUUUCCAUAGCCGGCGCUCUUGACCGGCAGUGGCGCGUGCCUGGAGCGGCACUUCGCUGCGCUUUGUUUCAGAUACGCUGCAGGUCUAUUUCAGCGCCGGCCACUGCCAAACCUCGUAAAUUCACUGUCGUUCAGAAAGCACCAACUAUGGAAGUCACAAGCGUACAA